This is a messenger RNA of Poeciliopsis prolifica (blackstripe livebearer), 689 nucleotides long. It is a transcript of the gene lye, whose product is annotated as lymphocyte antigen-6, epidermis. The coding region runs from base 130 to 510 and encodes 126 amino acids. The transcript has 3 exons. Lineage: Eukaryota; Metazoa; Chordata; Actinopteri; Cyprinodontiformes; Poeciliidae. The record is from RefSeq and is a predicted model, not a curated record.
CUUAUCAGUCGUCAUUUUCUUGUGUUUCGACCUCAGUUUCUCUUUGGUUCACGUAAACUAAGGCAGCUGAAAAUCUGAGUCUCUAAUACAUUUAUUUUAUAAAGGUUUCUCUUUAUACGCCUGUGAAAAAUGAAUACAAUCUGGAAAGCGGUUUUUGGUCUCAGCACCAUAAUUGUGGCAGCGAACUGCCUGACCUGCCGUCAAUGCUCUGUUGGCAUAUUUGGAAGCUGCUUGUUUGGGAGUGACGCCAUUUGCGCUAACUCAACAGAGAGCUGCUACACAGGAGAAGCACAGUUCAACGCUACGGGGUCGCUGACCCUGCACACCAGGGGCUGCUUGGACUCGGACCUGUGCGGGUUGACGCUGACCGGGUCCGUUCUGGGAGGCGCGUACACCAGCGCCUACAAGUGCUGCGUCACAGACCUGUGCAAUGGAGCCACUUCCGUCCAACUGUCCGCGGCACUCUGUGCGGCCAUCUUGCUCCCACUCUGGGAAUUCUGGGAGUUGUAGUCUAACAUGAAACGCCUCUGUGCUCGCUAAUUUUCAUUUGUUGAUCGUCAGUUUUGUCUUAUUUUAGAUGUAAUCCUUUGUUGGUUGAAGUAAAAAAAGUUGUACUGUGAUUUCACACUGAUUCUCUGUGAUUAUGAUAAUUUAUUACUGUAAAAAUCAAUAAAAAUGGAUUUAAGCUC